Punica granatum (pomegranate) is the source of this 990-nucleotide messenger RNA. Lineage: Eukaryota; Viridiplantae; Streptophyta; Magnoliopsida; Myrtales; Lythraceae. The record is from RefSeq and is a predicted model, not a curated record.
AUGACGAGGAAGGAAGACAAAGCUGAAGACUCUGGGAAAGGGAUGCAGACUUCAGCAACGUUCAAGAUUGGGACUUCGGAUUCGACAGGACUACAAAUUACCUCCUGUCUUCUUAAUGGGGAUAAUUAUUUGACGUGGUCGAGAGCGAUGAGAAUUGCACUCACGGCUAAAGGGAAGUUGGGGUUCGUGGAAGGUAAAGUUCUGAAACCACCAACAGGAGAUACAAAUCUUGAGAGCUGGGAGAUGUGUAACUCCCUCAUAUUGGCAUGGAUAUUCAACGGAAUAGAGAAGGAGCUGCAGCCGAGUGCGGCUUAUGCCACUGAUGCGAAGAUUCUUUGGGAUGAUUUGAAGGAGAGGUAUUCACAGGGGAAUGAAAUGAGGAUUUAUCAGUUGAAGUCGGAUAUUAGUUUGUACAGGCAAGGAGGCAAGACGAUUCAGAGAUACUACUCAGGCAUCAAGACACUUUGGGAUGAGCUUGAAAAUUACCUCGAGUCACCAGGAUGCUCGUGUGACGCAGCAACAAGAUACAUAGCCCAGAGAGAAAAGGAGAAAAUAUACCAGUUCUUGAUGGGGUUGGAUGAGCAAUUUCGAGGGGUACGAUCCGACAUACUCAGGACCGAACCCUUACCCUCGAUGAGUAGAGUAUACCAGAUGAUCUCAGAAGAGGAAAAACAGCACACUAUUGCUCGUUCCAGAGAAGCCGCGCGCACGCCCGAAGGAGGAGCUGAAAUAGGGGCGUUCGUCGCCAGAAGUGGGAGUGAGAAUCGGCAAGGACAGAGAUGGACUGCCGAAGGUAAGCCGAUAUGCGACCACUGUGGUCGACCAGGGCACGUCAAGAGCUCUUGUUGGGCUCUUCAUGGGUCACCUGCAGAUGGAAACAAAGGAAAAUGGAAGAAAUCUGGAGCUCAAGGAAAGCAAGCAACCACAGGACAAUGGAAAGGGUCUGGACAAUGGAGUGGGGGGCGUGUGGCAGUAGCCAACACAGCAUAG